Messenger RNA from Mucor mucedo, 435 nucleotides. RefSeq lists its product as uncharacterized. NCBI's taxonomy places the organism in Eukaryota, Fungi, Mucoromycota, Mucoromycetes, Mucorales, Mucoraceae. The transcript has 2 exons. Bases 41 to 370 code for a protein of 109 amino acids. The record is from RefSeq and is a predicted model, not a curated record.
UUUUUUUUAUUUCUGGUUCUUUACAUUUCUUUCAUCUAAAAUGAAUAAUAAUCAAUCAUCUGCAAUCGAUAUUCCUCCUAAAGUAACUCGCAUAGUGGCAUCCACCACACCAGAUGGCCAUUCGAUGUUGAGUUCCAUUGUUACUGAUAACCAUGGUCAUCAAGCACAACGUCAAAGCGCCACAACCGAUACGGGAAUCUCUCCAACCUACUAUACUUCUGGUGGUGCUCCUGUUAAUACGGAUCACUCUCAUGCUGUUGGAUCACCAGUGUAUGGGGAUCAAUCCCGCGUCUUCUUUUCUCACAACUCUACAUGCAGCUGCCUCGGGUCUGGUGUAGGCUGUGAAUGUUCAAAUAAAUGCUCUUGCUAAAGCUAGUUUCAUAUGUACUUCGUUUAUCAAAAAUAAAAUAUCCCCAAGUAAAAGUCUAAAAAAAA